This is a messenger RNA of Medioppia subpectinata, 1366 nucleotides long. The record is from the annotation of a GenBank genome assembly. NCBI's taxonomy places the organism in Eukaryota, Metazoa, Arthropoda, Arachnida, Sarcoptiformes, Oppiidae.
AAGUAGUGAUCACUUUGACUGCGGAGGAAGUGGUGAAACGAUGGGAAUCCUAAACCUUUCGCGACUAAUCGCCGACAUCUGUCCGGAAGCCAUACGAGAGGUUGAGUUGAAGUCACUGUUUGGCCGCCGGAUAGCGAUCGACGCCUCGAUGUCUAUCUAUCAGUUCCUGAUUGCCAUCAGAAAUAGGGAUCAAUUGCUGACCAAUGACUCCGGAGAGACGACCAGCCAUUUGAUUGGUCUCUUCUAUCGGACCAUUAAAUUGUUGGAAAUGGGAAUUAAACCCAUUUAUGUCUUCGACGGAAAGGCUCCGCAACUAAAGGGCGGAGAACUGACCAAAAGAGCCGAUCGACGCAAAGAGGCGGAGAACCGAUUGGCCGAAGCGGUCGAAGAGCAAGACUUGGAGAAUAUCAGCAAAUUUAACAAACGUGUGGUUCGAGUGACGCGACAACACAACGACGACUGCAAGAAGUUAUUGCAAUUAAUGGGACUUCCGGUCAUUGAGUCGCCCUCCGAAGCCGAGGCCCAAUGCGCCCAACUCUGCAAAGAGGGUCUCGUCUACGCCACGGCCACCGAAGACAUGGACGGCUUGACGUUUGGGUCGCCGCGACUCAUCCGUAACCUCACGAGCGCUAACAACGAGAAAGUGAAGGAAUACUCGUUGGAUAAAGUGCUCGAAGGCAUGGAAUUAUCACACAAUCAGUUCAUCGAUUUGGGAAUUCUUAUGGGAUGUGAUUAUUGCGAUAGCAUUAAAGGCAUCGGCGGUAAGAAAGGCUUAGAACUGAUCAAAUCAUUUGGAAGUAUUGAAGAAAUUUUGGAAAAGAAGUACGGAAUCACUGAAUUCAUUGACGUCGACAUCGAUUACGGCGAUCGCAAAGAAGUGGUCGUCGAAAGUGAGGAUAAUGUCAAACAGGAGGAGAACGGAGAACAAGAAAAUGGCGACAAAACUGAUGUGAAUGGAGAAGAGGGUAAUGCUGUUAAAGAGGAAGACAAUUGUAAGAAGUCAAAGGACAAGAAAGGACCGCAAGUGCCGGACAACUGGCUCUUCACUGGCGCCCGAAAGUUGUUUGUCUCGCCGAAUGUCUUGAAGGGAACCCUCACUGAAGCGGAUCUCAAACCUAAAGAUGUUGACGAAGAAGCGAUCAUUCAGUUCAUGUGCGUUGAGAACGGCUUCAGUGAAGACAGAGUUAGGAAUGCAUUGAAAAGAAUUAAGGAAUCGAAAGGCAAAUGUUCUCAGACUCGGAUCGACAGCUUCUUUAAAAUGAUGCCAAACUCUAACCCAAAGACCAAAACUGAGAAAUCGGUUUCUGAUAACAAGAACAAGAGAUCCGGUCCUCAAUCCAAGAAUGCAUCCAAAAGGGGUCGGCGU